GCUUCAUCCCUCCUUCCAAUUAACUACAGACCAUCGUGUUGGUGAUUGGCCUCUCAUGAGUUCCCCUCUUCCAACUAUUGCCCUUAUCUUACUGUACCUUUCUUGUGUGUGGUUGGGCCCUCAAUUGAUGGUCAGUCGACAACCUUUUGAGCUCAAAUGGAUUUUGGUGUUCUACAAUCUUGCCAUAAUGCUGCUUAAUCUUUAUAUAGGUUGUGAGCUAUUAUACUGUGCCCUGUAUCGAAAAUACAGUUGGUUGUGUCAGCUUGUGGAUACUUCUCCCAAUCCUCAUGAAGUGCGAAUUGCCAAAGCCCUCUGGUGGUAUUACUUUUCCAAAUGUAUUGAAUUCUUGGACACAAUAUUUUUUAUUUUACGUAAAAAGAACAGACAGCUGACAUUCCUUCAUGUUUAUCACCAUUCAACGAUGUUUGGACUUUGGUGGAUUGGAGUUAAGUGGGUACCAGGAGGAUCAGCUGUCCCUGGUGCUAUGGCAAACUGUUUUGUUCAUGUCCUUAUGUAUCUUUACUAUGCACUCUCUGCCUUUGGGCCCGCAAUAAAACCCUACUUGUGCUGGAAGAAAUAUAUCACAAUCAUCCAACUUGUACAGUUUUCUGCUGCUAUGGCUUUGGGUAUUUAUGCUAUUGUUACAAACUGUCCUUUCACUCGCUGGAUGGAAUAUGCUUUCGUUGCAUACACAUUCUCGUUCAUUAUCUUGUUUGGAGAUUUUUACAGAAAAAAUUACAAGAGAGCUCAGGCUACAUCAGCAAAAAACAAAGACAAAAACAUUUCUAGUAAUUUCGAGCUCGAAAAGAAAAAAGGUUUAGUUGGAAAUGCCCUAUUUCCAUCAGGCAAUAACAACUCAAAAAACAAGUUUUAUAGAGAGUAAUUUUUGAAGAUGUCUGUUUCUACGCACUGCCUAUCAAGAGGUUCAUCAAAGUCUACUGGAUCACAUUCAAAUGCUGGUUCAAUUUCUUUUUGUUUCUGGUGAUUUCUGAACCACACCCAGAAAUUUGGUUUGCUGUGUUUCUGUUCCCUGAAGCUAACUUGACCACAUGUGGAACAUAAUUCAUUGUAGUGAUUACUGAUGUCAAGGGGACUACACCCUUUAGUUAUUUCAACAUCCUUCCAUUAUGCCACAAGUUUUCUUUGUUUUGGCUAAGAUCUGCUAAAUCACCCCUAGAUGUUAGUAGGGUUUACUCAUUUUUCCUGCUUUUACAGCACUAAACCUAGUUGUUAACCAAAUGCUUAUCAGUUAUUCAUUUGUCUUUGAAACUUACAGGACAUGCUUAAAUGUUUUUUUUGUUUGUUUGUUUCUGAAGUUUAUUGGAUCAUCCAACAGGUGUUGUUCCUGAUUCUAGUAGGGUAUUUUCCUUGAGGUCAACUGGAAAUGUCUAAAUGUUAACCAAAUGCUUGAUUUCUACUAUAUUAUGGUAACGCUGAUUAUUAUUAUUUUUUAGGUUUAAUGAGUCAUACCCAAAUGUUAUUAAAUUAUUAUUUUUCUUGUUUUGUUUACUGUGCCAUAUCUCAGAUGCUAGUCAAAUAAUUUUAUUGAAAUCUAUGUUGAGGUCUACUGAACAAUAUCUAAAUGUUAUUCAGUCUUCUUUUCCUUGAGGGAAAUUGCAUUUUAAACAGUCAAGAGAUAAGAACAGCUACAAUGAGGUUUAGAAAAAAGAACACACAAUAUCAUAAUGUUUCAUCGCAUUAAUGUGACAUCAUCAGGUGAUGAAAAGAAAUGAUGACACAGUUCAGUAAAUAUGCCAAGGUAGUGUAGUCUUGUAACUAAAAAAAUUAAAUUUAGAUUAACUCCUUCCAUUUUAAUUAUUUAGAAUAUCUAGAAGUUUUAAAAUUUUGUGGAUAAUGUCCCAUGUAUUUUACAUCAAAGAGUGAAUUUUUUUAACAUGUAUAAAAGUGAACAUACAGUUUAAGGUUAUGUCUAAAUUCUGAAUACGUGGAAUAAACUGUUUAGUUAAAUGUACACAAAGACAGCAAUAUAAACAAAUGUAAAAUUAAGGAAACUGUUAAUUAAAACCAUUGAUAACUAAAAUGGCAUGAAUUAAUUUGUGUUUAUUGAAAUGUUUUAAUCAAUAACCACUUACCUUGUUGUAUUAAUUGGUCCAUGUCAUCAAUGUUUUUUAAAUAAUCUAAUGAUUCUACAUUAAUGUGAUAAAUGCUGUAUUGUUUUAUUUUCUUAUUUUUAAACCUCAUUUUAGAUAGUUUUAACACUGAUACUGAAAUGUGAUUUAUUUUUAUUUAUUAUAAGUCAAUUUUUUCUUUCUUGCAGAAAUUGUUUUUGUAACUGUGAUGUCUACUAAAGCAUGUUAUACAAAUGUUUUUUAAUUUAUUGUACCCCUCAUAAAUGCUAGUUAUAUGUUUUGUUUUCAGUGAAUUUACAGUGUCAUACUUAUAUGUUAGUUAACUGCAUUUUUACAGGUUUACUGGAUUAUUCUUGGACGAUGGUGAAAUUUUAACCAGUGGUAUACACUUGAUAUUUCUUUAAUGAUGUGAUAAAUCAGUCCUAAAUUCUUACCAUUAGUUUAUUGGAAGACUCAGUUUUUAGCUGGUAUAGGUAUUUGUGGGAUUUUUAUUUCAGAUGUCAAACUUCAUAAUCCUGUUAAUGCUUUUCAAUUCUACUGCUCUGUUGUACCAGAAUUAUGUUAACAUGGUUGAGUUUAUGUAAAAGAAUCAAUGCACCACGAAACGUUGAUGACAGUUAUACAUUUUAAAAGUAUAUUUUUAUUAUUUGUAACUUUUUAAACUAUGAAGUCUCCUUUUACUUCAUCCAAAUAUUUUCUGUAUAUAAAAUAAGUGCAGCAUGCUACUCCUGUCUUGUUUUUUUCUCCCCCUAUAUUUAGCUGUUUUUCCUUAGAAAAAAAUUGCACAUUCAUUUUUAUAUCAUCACUGUUGAAUACAACUUUUGCCAUUUCUUUGUUGGCAGUUUUUUUUUAAGUUAAUGCAUUGUGUUAGCUACUCCUACUGAACUAUAGUAUGACUGUCCAGUAGAAGCCAAGUAAGAUACAUUUAUUUUUGUUUAAUAAGGCAAUGUAAUUUACCAUAAUAUUUGUUUCGUAUUUUAUUAUAAAAUAAUAGCAGCUAAUAUAUUAGAGUGCAAUUAAAAAGUAUUUGCAUUUUAAAAUUAGUUGAAAUUACUUUCAUUAUAAUCAGUGGUUAAUAAUUGGACAACUUGGCAGUUUUUUAACUCGGAAUUUUGGUAUUCUAAUAAAAUAAUGUUUUUCGUAGUCACUAGUACUUCAGCACAUACAUUUUUCCAUUAUAGUCAUAUAUUUAUAGUUCGACAGAUAUCAGUAACAGAAAAUUUUUUUAUGAAAAUGAAGGAAAUGGAUUUAUGAAAGAAAGAAAUGUUUGAUUGGUCAGACCAAUAUAUACCGAACAUGAAUGAAGUUAAUACUUAACAUACUGCUCCAAAGUAUUAACUGAGAUUUUAUUUCACAAUUAUUAGCCAGCUUGUAAAAUUUACAAUGCUAAUCCAUGUAAUCUUCAUUUGCUUUUCCUGACAUAUAUAACUAUGGCAAAGAGUUCUGUAUCACCCUAGAAUUUUAGGAAUGAGAUACAAUUAUAAAAAGAGUACAUGAACAUAAUUUAAGCAAAGAAACUAUGAAAUGAUAUCACAAAGGUCUACCAGAUGCCAUAGUAUUUGCAGUGCAUUCUAUGUUUUCUCAAACUAUACUUAAUGAUCUCAGGCUUGUACCCAAUAGGGCACCAAAAGGUCAAGGUAUCCUUGUAGGCACUUCCAUUCAGCCUUUAAACAUACCAUUAUUCAGCAGGAUACUUUCAACUUCAUGAAUCAACAUCUGAUAUUCUGGGGUGGUGCAAAUCUUUUGGCCAUAGCUGUAUGUGUCAUUGUGUAAGCUAAGGGUUCAGUGUUCUAGAUUUGAAGAAUAUACUUGUAGGCUCUGGUAAAAAAGCAGUAGGAAUUUCUGAGCCUGACAGACUUUCUUCUCUUGAAAGUUAUAUUUAACAGAAAUAUAACAUAUAUGGAGUACAUGUUAACAAAACAUGUCGAGGAGUGCUAUAAUGUUUCUAAAAUGUCAGUAGAAGCAGAAUUAUAAAUGAAAAUGCAAAAUUAAACUUUUCUUUUGAAAUUUUUCAUACAGGUGUACUUUUCAAAAUGAUGGUCUUAACAAGUAGAAGUAAGUGAAAAUAACUCAUUAAAAUUGUACACACAGAAACUAAAGAUGAAUUUAUUGAUUAUCAUUAUACCGUUACCUUUAUUGGGGUGUAGCCAAGUAAGCUAAGGUUUUCAACUCCCAAAUAAAUUAAAUAAUAGCAUAAAUAAUCUAUGCUUAAUUGUGGAAUAUUGACUGGAAUUCUUUGGAGUAUUACCUCAGCUGAAACACUAAGUAAUAUAUCAUUAGAGAGUUAAUGAGCUGGAAUUUUUUGGAUACUUUAUAGAAGCUUAACAGCUGGAAACAUUAAUUGACCAGAAGAGGGUUUAUUUAUUUUAUUUUUUAAAUCAAUUUUUGUAUGUUGCUAUGAAAUAUUACACACUUUUAUAAUCAUGAAAAAUUAAGAAUUAUAUUAUAAUAAUCAGACUGUAAAGAGAAUAAAAUACUGUCGGAGUUCUGAAGGUGCAUAAUAUUUAGUAGCUCAGUGAAUCUGUUCUGACAAUCACCAAUUUCUCAAACUGUAAAACAUUCACAUCUUAAGAAAGAAUAAUGAAUUUUGGUAAAAAUAAUUAGUUCUAUUGAAUGGUUGAGCUCGUGCAAAGCAAAUUGUUCAAUAAACAUUACGACAAACAGGCAAAAAAAUCUGUGUGCAUGUCAUUUUUUGAGAUAUAAUACUUUUAGCAUAUUCCUUAUUUUUGAGAUUUUAAAUGAUUUGCAUUUUCUAUAUAAGAUUGUUCAUUUUUACUCAAAUUUUAUCACAGAAUCUUAACUGUGUUUCAGAAAGUCUUGUAUAGGGCAGCUUCAUGUUCUGUUAUUAAUAUUGUCUACAUGAAUUUACAUGGAAAAAUAAUUUUAGUGCAAAAAAAGGGAUAAAUUAUAUUCCAAAGCUCUUGAGCCCGUGUAUGACAAUUUGUUUUCGUUCCCAUUUCUAACAGGAAUUCUUACGUGAUUUUUUGUGAGAAUACAAUGCUUUUGGUGUGUGUGUGUGUUAUUAUUAAGUAGUUCAGUUUUGAGCUGUGUGUGUAUGUGAUUGUUGCAGUAUUUAUAUGUAUUUUAAGCUUACUUAAACAUGAGCGUAUAUAGAUAUAAAAACAGCUGAAAGGAGGUUAUAACUUUGAGAUAUCAGUGAUGCAGCAUUACAGCCAUACCCACAAUGAGCUGAACAAGUAUCAUCUUCAGAGAAUGACAGAGGAACAAAGGCAGCUAAAAUAAAGGACUUUCUUGAUCACAAGUUAUGUGUAAAACAGCUAUAUUAAUAUAAGGAGCUUGUAAAUGUCUUGUAUGUUUAUGUUGCAUAUUUUUAAGACCUAGGACACAAGAAACAGUAGGGUUUACUAUAUGUCAGGUGGCCAAUGAUUAAUUUUGAGAAUUUCACUAAAACUGCCUUUCAAAGUCAACAUUCUAAAUUUUGUCUCUAGAUACUUUUUAUCAGUGAUUUUCCUCAUGCUUUCUGCUGAACACUUUAUGAUGUCCAUUUUAGUUGUCAAUGAAUAAAUUGUAACAUAUAUAAGAAAAGUAUUGGUAGAUGAACAAAUUUAAUUUCUUAAUGUUUUGAUCAGUUAAAAAUUGAAUUAACUGCCUCAUCAGGCUUAAUUUACCAGGAUUCUACAAACUUUAAACAGUAACUGCUUUAUCAGGUUUAACUUGGUCAGCAAAUUUGACAGGUUAUUCUUAUAGAAUACAUGCACAAAAUAACAUGACUUGAGAUUAAACAGUGUUAAAGAAACUGUAUUCAAUGAAAUAUUACAAUAGACUCUUGUCAUUUAAUUUCAUAUAUUUGGAAAGUAAGAAAAUAAAUAA
Messenger RNA from Limulus polyphemus (Atlantic horseshoe crab), 5921 nucleotides. RefSeq names its product elongation of very long chain fatty acids protein 4-like. The annotation marks the transcript as partial. Gene Ontology annotation, cellular component: endoplasmic reticulum membrane. Gene Ontology annotation, molecular function: fatty acid elongase activity. The record is from RefSeq and is a predicted model, not a curated record. The transcript has 7 exons. Gene Ontology annotation, biological process: very long-chain fatty acid biosynthetic process; fatty acid elongation, polyunsaturated fatty acid; sphingolipid biosynthetic process. Lineage: Eukaryota; Metazoa; Arthropoda; Merostomata; Xiphosura; Limulidae.